CUAAAGCAGCGGCACCGGUUUUUUUUUUACCCUCCUCCUUCGAACCCUUCGCGAGCCCUAGUGGACGCCCACCUCCUCCCCGUUCUCCUGGCCGCCACCUCGCGCCCGUCUCCGCCGUCGCGUUCCUCCCCAUCAUCACCGGCGUCGGCCUUGCCCCUCCAAUCUCCCUCAGGUGCUUUCCUUCCCACAGAUCUCCGAAAAAGAGACGCCGACCUCCUCCCUGCUGUCCCUGCCGCCACCUCCCACCGGUCUCCGCCGUCUCCUUUUUCCCCAUCGUUACCGGCGUUGGCCUUCCGCUCCGAUUUCGCUCAGGUGCUUCGCUUCCCACAGAUCUCCGAAAAAAAAGAAAAAAAUGAAAAGAAAAAGAAGGGAAAAGGAAAAAAUUUGAUCAAUUUAUGCGGGAAGAGGCCGGCACAAAUCCGAGACGGACCUGUCAAGAAGGAACAAACCACUUCCCUCUUCAGGGUCCCGUCUGCUAGAUUACCGCAGAGAGGAUUAUCCUAGUAAAAAGGCCAUCUUUUUCUGUAGAAGGAUGAAGCGAGGGUACGAAGAGACCGCCUCCAGCUCCUUCGGCCCGCCUCAAUCCAAGUUGAGAUCGAACUCAUACGGUGAAUCGCGUAGUAUUGAAGAUGAGAGCACUAAGAAUGCAUGGAGAGUGGCGGAGCAUUACAGCGCGAGGUCGAAUCAGACUCUGGAGGAGCGUGAGGCGAGUCCCAUCAUCCAUUUGAAGAAGCUUAAUAAUUGGGUUAAAAGUGUCCUCAUUCAGCUGUAUGCUCGUCGGGGAGAUUCUGUUCUUGAUCUUGCUUGUGGAAAGGGUGGUGACCUGAUCAAAUGGGACAAGGCAAAAAUUGGAUAUUAUGUCGGUGUUGAUAUAGCGGAAGGCUCAAUAAAAGAUUGUAGAACUCGCUACAACAGCGAUGCAGACCAACAACAGCGUAGGAAGAAGUUCAGUUUUCCUGCUCGCCUUAUCUGUGCUGAUUGUUAUGAGGCUCGCUUGGACAAGUAUUUGCGUGAUGAUGCACCAUAUGAUAUAUGCAGCUGUCAGUUUGCCUUACAUUACUCAUGGUCAACUGAAGCACGUGCAAGGCGAGCCUUGGCACAUGUCUCUGCCCUGCUUCGGCCUGGAGGCACCUUUAUAGGGACAAUGCCUGAUGCAAAUGUCAUUAUCAAAAGGCUUAGGGAAGCUGAAGGACUGGAAUUUGGGAAUAGUGUUUACUGGAUUUGUUUCGAUGAAGAAUAUGCUCAGAAGAAAUUUAAAUCAUCUAACCCUUUUGGCAUCAAGUACAAGUUCCACUUAGAGGAUGCUGUUGAUUGUCCUGAGUGGAUCGUCCCAUUCAAUCUUUUUAAAUCAUUGGCAGAGGAGUAUGAUUUGGAGCUUGUUUUUGUGAAGAACUUCCAUGAAUUUGUAAACGAAUACUUGAAAAAGCCUGAGUUUGCUGAGCUCAUGCGUAGGCUUGGUGCAUUGGGUGAUGGAAACCAGGAUCAAAGCACUCUAUCACAAGAUGAGUGGGAUGUAGCGUACCUGUAUUUGGCAUUCGUGUUGAGGAAGCGAGGCCAACCGCCUACUAAUCGGAGGAACAGCAGCAUAAAUAAAGGAAAGAUGCACAUAUCAGACACUGACAUUGAAUUCAUCAGAAGUGCUUCCUGAACCUGUUUUCCCUUGCUUUCCAAUCUGCUGGGGUCGCAUGCAGCAUAAUGGUUGCUGUAGUCCUCAUCACAUACCACACAGAGUUGGAGCCCAACAUAGUACUUAAAAGGAGCUUCCUGACAGCUAAUAAUGCAAGCUAGCCAAAAACCUUCACUGAACCUAACCUGGUUUGACAUCAUCAUAUGUUGUAAUUCAACUCCUGGGAUAAAUUGAUGGCAAAGUUUCUCUAAUGUAUGACUCAUAAUUAAAUUUUAUGUAUCGCAAAGAAAAAUCAGAAACAUUAUGAAGCUAUGAACUGGUAGUGUUGGCCAGUUCCUUUAUAUAUAUAUAUAUAUAUAUUUCAUAUUUGCUUUC
Molecule: messenger RNA, 2002 nt
Organism: Elaeis guineensis (African oil palm)
Lineage: Eukaryota; Viridiplantae; Streptophyta; Magnoliopsida; Arecales; Arecaceae
Product: mRNA cap guanine-N(7) methyltransferase 1
Biological process (GO): 7-methylguanosine mRNA capping
Cellular component (GO): nucleus
Molecular function (GO): mRNA 5'-cap (guanine-N7-)-methyltransferase activity
Source: RefSeq, a predicted model, not a curated record